AUGCGUGGCGCCUGGGAGUAUAUCAGCACUAGAGGCACACUGCAUUCAGCUAUAAAUUCUCCUUGCUUCCCACCGACUUUUGCUUAUAUUCAACGAUUUCUCUCUGUCAUUCAAUCAUCUUCUCCUGACCAAUCGUCGAUGAUGAGAUACUUACUAACGGUCAGCCUGGCUCUGGUUGCUACCGUGGGAGGAAACCCCUCUGAGCCCAUCGUUGACUUGGGAUAUUCAUCUUAUCGAGGAUACUAUAACACAACGACGGGGCUUAAUAUCUGGAAAGGAAUUCGCUAUGCGGCCCCUCCAAUCAACGAAUUGCGAUGGCAACCCCCUGUUGCUCCUCCUCGGAAUUCCAGCCAUAUUCUUCCAGCUGUUGACCAGCCGCCUGUCUGCCCGCAAUCCGGUGCCGCUGGGACACCGACAGUCUAUGGCUUCAACUCGGGUCCAGGUGACGAGGACUGUUUGUAUCUGAACGUCUAUGCACCACCCAGAGCAUCGGAUUUGCCGGUCUUCGUCUGGAUUCAUGGAGGUGGAUACGGCCUCUUUGGAGCUGUCUAUGACCCUAGUCCAUUGAUGAAUACCAACGGCAACGGCUUUAUCACGGUAGAAAUCCAGUACCGUCUCGGAGCAUUUGGCUUUCUGUCAUCCGCAGAGGUUCGUGAAAGAGGGACUAAUAAUGCUGGGCUUCUGGACCAGCGGUUCGCACUGCAGUGGGUUCAGCAACAUAUCACUAAAUUUGGCGGCAACCCCAGGCGCGUCACUAUCGGUGGCGAGUCAGCUGGUGCUGGAGCAUCCAUGCUGCACGCACUGGCUUAUGGAGGAGAAGAGUCGAAUCUAUUCCAGAAUAUCAUUGCAGCUAGUCCGUACUCGGUACCGAUAUACCCAUAUGAUGACCCUGUACCCACCGGCUACUACGAAGAAUUCGUCGAAAAGGCAGGCUGUGGCCCAUCUUCGAUCGCAAAAGUCCGGUACAACAGCAGCUUUGAUUGCUUAGUAGCAGCACCGAGCGAGACGCUCCAAAACGCCAGCGGUCUGGUUUCCGAAUCAGGCUUAUUCGGCACGUUUGCAUUUCUGCCUGUCAUCGACAAUGAUCUGAUUCGCGAGCGACCGUCGGCGCAGUUACUCUCAGGCAAAGUCAGUGGUCAGCGAAUCCUUGUCGGAAACAAUGCUAAUGACGGCGUCCCCUUGAGUAAUCCGAAUGUGGUGACACGCACCGCAUUCGACAGCUACCUUUCGGCGACAUUCCCAAACUUCACCGAGACCGAUCUAGCCUGGCUAAAUCUGGUCCAUGACACGGCCGAUUCUCAGCCGACCGACGACAGCCCCCGGUUCGACACCCUGGGCACUUCAGGUCCAACUGCAAAGAACGAGUCUGAGGUGGCGACGGGACUACAGCAGACCGUGUUUAACAUCUUUGCCGAGUCCACAUUUGACUGUCCUGCACAGUGGCUCGCCGAGGCGUUUGGGGGACCUCUCCGCCAGGCCUGGAAGUACCAAUACUCAGUCACACCAGCCUACCACGGCGCGGACAUGAACGCCUAUUUUCCCGCCGGAGCGUCCUGGCCCAGCAAAGGGUUCAACCACGCAUUCCAGAAGAUCUGGGGCAGUUUUAUUAUUAACGAUUCGCCAAUUAUUCCGCUCCAAGAUGCCACUGCUAACCAGAGCCACGCCAUUGUCCCUGAAACCCCACACGGUACCCUUGACUGGCCACAGUUCCACCCAUCGGCCCCUUGGCACAUGGACUUAAAUACCACCGGCGGCACCGUCUCCCCGGUUGUCGUCACGCCAAACUACACCUAUUAUAUCCGGCAGGGCGACGAUAUUGUUAAUCACUUCCGUCUAGCAAACGCCUACACCUGGGAAGGAGGACGAGGUCUAAGAUGUCUAUUUUGGCGCGCCGUUGCAGACCGGAUUCCGCUGUAA
Molecule: messenger RNA, 1917 nt
Organism: Aspergillus oryzae RIB40
Lineage: Eukaryota; Fungi; Ascomycota; Eurotiomycetes; Eurotiales; Aspergillaceae
Product: putative carboxylesterase
Exons: 5
Coding region: 1-1917 (638 amino acids)
Source: RefSeq, a predicted model, not a curated record